Messenger RNA from Owenia fusiformis, 752 nucleotides. Lineage: Eukaryota; Metazoa; Annelida; Polychaeta; Sabellida; Oweniidae. The record is from the annotation of a GenBank genome assembly.
CGCAAACCAAGUACCGAUAAGGAUCCAGCUUUGGCGCCUGUUAUUGUCCCCGGAGUCGAAAACCAAAAACCAGAUGAUCCGAUUCGACCAAAGAAUGGAAAAAGGACAAGACCAAGUAAAAACAAAGGACCUGAAAAAACUGGAAACAAAGAUGAAUAUAAAAGACCUGGAGUUUCGAGGCCAGGGGUUGUUCCAGCCAUUGAAGUUCCAGACAUGUCUGAAAGUGAAGACCCCUGCACAAUAGACUGUAGAAAGUUCCACCAACCAGGCAAGAGGAAGGUCUACUGUGGAAGUAACAACAAGAGCUACAGAAGUAUGUGUGAUCUGUUGCAGGAAGCGUGUAGAACAAAAGCUGAAAUUGAAGCUUUUCUACCCACCAAUGGCAAAUGUAAACCUCCUACACCCUAACUGAGAAAUUUCAAACUUGACCGAGAGGACUGAUGAAUCGAUAUAUGAAUGCUUUUAGUGUUGAUGGAUUUAAGCACAGGACUCAAUACUUUGUCAGUGGUUUAAAGCACAAGGUUAUUGUAUGCAGAUUAAUCUGAUGUUGUCAGGCAGAGGUUUAUAGUAUAGCAUGCAGAUAAAAACCAAGUACAUCAAAUGAAUCACAAUUUAUUGAGUACUGUAUACUGUUUACACACUGCAAGACAUUUUAAACAUUUUUUAACUUGUAACCGUUUUUAUCAAGAGCUGAACUUGGAAUAAACUUCUAACACUUUAGUUAUGUAACCACAUCGCAAAUCAUUAAUCAC